GACCUGGAGGCGGCCGGCUGCCAGGGCGAUGGGGCAGGUGCUGGGAUUCGCCCACUGCAAAGAGUCUCCUUCGACUGCCUCUACCACUCCGGAUUCGACAGAUGGAGCCAACGAGGAGUCUGACUUCCCUGAACUGCAGACAGCACGGGAGUUUUCAGAGGAGGAGGAGGAAGAGGAGGAUGGCUCUUUGGAAUGGGGGACCCCCCGGGAGCUGACUUUUUCCUACAUCACCAUUGCCAGCCCCUCCGGCAGCAGCCCCAGUGCAGCAGAGCAUCGGGGCAGACGUGACUCCCAGACCCGCCGGACGAGGGCUCCGCUGCCCCGCACAGAGACUUGUGAAACUUUUGUGCCCACCCUGGGGGACAGUUUGGAGAACAUUCCCAGCCUCUGCCCAUCUCCAGAGGCAGAGGGGGCCCGACUCUCGGGCAGCGGCCAAGGACUGGAUGACUUUCUAAUGGAUUGGACUUCCCAGGCGGGCUGUGGCAGCGACCUGGAUGCCUCUGAAGGGGAGGAACAGGCGUCUCCGUCUCCCGCGCCCCCCUCGCCAGCGGUGGCAACGGAAGGAGGCAGCAGCACGGCUUGCUCAGGAACAGAUGACGACCCCGGGGAGACCCUCUCUCUGCCUGCUGCUGCCUUACUCUCCCCCUCCGAAGCAGGCGCCUCCUGCGGUGCUGACACCCCCCAAGACCGAGCACUGACCUCAGCAGAGUCCUGCCAACCCCCCCGCCCUGAGGAAGAGGGGCCUGGCCAGGAAGCCCAUCUGGAGCAGCUGCCUACUGAACCAGACCAGUCCGAGAACGUCCAGAACUUCCUGGGCCGCCCUUCCAGCCCAGAACUGGUGCCCGGGGAAGUUUCCACAGAGCAGCGAGGAGCCUCUGAGCUGCGGGAAAAGGGGAUCGCCAUGGCAAGCACAGUGGCCGACUUGGUGUACUGGCGGGACACCCGCAAAUCGGCCUUGGCGUUCACGGCGCUGAUGGUGGCCCUGCUCUGCCUGAUGCACUUCAGCAUCAUCAGCGUGGCCUCCUACCUCUCCCUGGCCGCCCUCGCCAUCACCAUCUCGCUCAGGGGAUACAGCAAGGUGCUGCAGCUGGUCCGCCGGGGAGACGGGCACCACCCCUUCCAGGCCCAGCUGGAUGCAGACUUUGGGCUGUCCAAAGAACAGCUGGAGCGGCUGACCGAGCGGGUGGUACAUCAUGUCACCUGGGGCACAAAGACUCUGCAGCGCCUUUUCUUGGUGGAUGACAUGGUGGAGUCCCUCAAGUUUGCUUUCUUGUUCUAUGCCCUCACCUACGUGGGAGCUGUUUUCAAUGGUCUGACGUUGCUUAUACUCGGUGUGAUAAGUGCAUUUACCUUCCCUCUACUCUACAGGCAGCAUCAGGCGCAGAUUGACCAGUAUGUAGAACUGGUGAGGAACCAGUUGAGUAAUCUCAGAGCAAAGGUGCUGGCCAUAUUGCCGACAGCAAAAGCGAAGGCAGAAUGAGGGGUCACAGUGGUGGUUCUCUUCCCUGCGCACACAGAUGCCAACGACAACGCACCCCCUGCUUCUUCUUCUUCUUCUUCUUCUUCCUCACUUCCCCUCCCCAGCCAUUGCAGUAGUGACCCUUCCUCUCCCACUCUCCCUGGCCUGGAGGGGCUGGGCAGUUGCUGGUUUUCCUUCAGGCUCCCCCACUCUUGAGAAAUUGCGGAACCCUUUCAAGGGGGGGGGAGGACCAGCAUCCCUUGGCAUCUCAGCCCUGCAGUUGCAGAGGCUCAGGGAAGCUGCGAAGGGCUGCCUCUUUUCCUCCUGGGGGGGGGGGGCGGGGGCCGAGAGAAGCCCCCUCCCCAGCCCACAGCCAAGGAUUUGUCAACCAAGAGCUGAGGGGCUAGUAUCCCACGCUCCUUUCCCCUUCCAUGUCCUGGCGACUUCCUCCUCCUCCUCCUCCUCCUCCUCCUGCCUGCAGUAUUUGUCCGGGGUCCUGAGUUGAGGCCGGCCAACCUGGAGCAUCCUUCCCUCUUGCGGAAGAGGAGCUGUUCGAGGUUGGCCAGGACCACCUCUGCCCCCUUUCUGUGGGAUGUUGUAGCUGUUCCCCCCCUGCCUGUCAUCACGGGCCGGGCUGCGGCUUGGCUGAUCAGCUGGCGGGUUGGGUGCAGCCGAUUCUUUUUGCCUGGAUAUUUACACUUUAAUAAAAACAGUUGUGAGAAAAAAAUGGG
Messenger RNA from Pseudonaja textilis, 2190 nucleotides. It is a transcript of the gene RTN2, whose product is annotated as reticulon 2. Lineage: Eukaryota; Metazoa; Chordata; Lepidosauria; Squamata; Elapidae. The record is from RefSeq and is a predicted model, not a curated record. Gene Ontology annotation, cellular component: neuron projection; postsynaptic density; endoplasmic reticulum membrane. Gene Ontology annotation, biological process: neuron differentiation; brain development; endoplasmic reticulum tubular network formation.